UGCAACUAUAUAGAUGAGACAGGGAGGGAGGGCCUCCUUAUCACAACCACCGCGGUGCAUGACUUCUUUAGGCUUCACCAUCUGAAUCACUAUUAGCCACUAUAUAUUCUCUCUUUUCCUCUUCCUCUUUUCUCCUCAAUUGUUUUUGGCUUAAUUCUUAUCUGCGAUAGUUGUUGGAAUGAGAGGUUGAAGCUGCCAGCAUGAUCUGAAAACUGUUAGAUUGUGUUUAGAGGUAGAGCUGUGGAGGUAAUGGUGCAAGUUUUUGCCGGCUCAUGAAUUAAAGAAAGAAAUCAACUUACUUCUGUGGUUUUCCUUUAUCUGAAAAUCUAAAAAUGAUUGGUCAACUAGUUAAAACUUCCCCUUAAAUUCAAGAGAGAGAAGAGGAGGAAGUAUACCUUGAUUUGACUUCAUCAGAUCAUCUGGCAGUUUCAAUCCCUCAAUUCGCCAACAGAAGCUAAAAAGUCUGGAUGAAUGCUUAUGGAAAGAGGAAACUCAACAAGAGAUGAUGGGAGGGGGCGAGAAGAAGAGGUCUGAUUUGACGCUAUCCUAUGCCGCGAAUCACUUCUCUACCAGCGGGGCUUCUGUUGCCGUUGCUACAACCGUCACGCAUCCCUUUGAUGUUGUCAAAGUUAGACUCCAAAUGCAGCUGGCUGGUCAAAGAGGACCUUUGGUUGGGAUGGGAACAAUAUUUUCUCAAAUGGUGAAAAAUGAAGGACCUAGAUCACUGUAUUUGGGACUUGGACCUGCGGUAACUAGGUCUCUAAUUUAUGGAGGUCUUCGAUUAGGCUUAUAUGAACCCUCAAAGUAUGUUUUAGAUCACCUAAUUGGUUCAACUAACAUCAUAGUGAAAAUUGCAUCUGGGGCAUUCUCAGGAGCAAUUGCUACCGGAUUAACAAAUCCAAUGGAAGUUUUGAAGGUAAGGUUGCAAAUGAACUCUAGCUCGCAAAUGGGACCCCUUAGGGAGAUCCACAGAAUUGUUUCACAUGAGGGUCUGAAGGCAUUUUGGAAAGGAGUUGGUCCUGCAAUGGCUAGAGCUAGUUGUCUGACAGCUUCACAGAUGGCAACUUAUGAUGAAUCAAAGCAGGCUCUACUCAAGUGGUCUCCUCUUGAAGAAGGUUUUGGUCUACAUCUCAUCUCAAGUUGCAUAGCUGGAACCGUGGGAACUCUUGUAACUGCACCAGUUGACAUGAUUAAAACUCGUUUAAUGUUACAGCGAGAAACCAGUGGUGCCAGAACUUACAGAAAUACACUUCACUGUGGUUAUCAGGUAGUGGUUACUGAAGGAUUUGGAGCACUGUACAAAGGGGGGUUUGCAACUUUUGCACGAUUAGGACCGCAGACUGCAAUCACGUUCAUUGUUUAUGAGAAGCUACGUGAACUGGCGGGAAUGAGGGCAAUCGGAUGAUAUUUGUCAUGCAUGAAAUCGCCAUCACUGGCAUUCAAUUCUGAUUCUACGUCCACUUGAAAUUUUGGGCAAUUGGGAAUCAUUAACUAACUAGGGCUUUCAUCAAAUGAUUUCAUUCAAUUUGUAAACUUAUGAUUUGUUUUCUUUCAGGCUUCUUUAUACCAGUCUAGCAUUUAUUGAUCAAAGAUAAAUUUGAGAGUUGCGCAAUGUAUGGAGUUUCUCCAAAUUGCAUUGGAUCUUCUGAUAAUUGUAAUAAGUGUAGAUGCAUGAUGGAUUAUAACUA
This is a messenger RNA of Zingiber officinale, 1688 nucleotides long. Its product is annotated as mitochondrial substrate carrier family protein ucpB-like. The record is from RefSeq and is a predicted model, not a curated record. NCBI's taxonomy places the organism in Eukaryota, Viridiplantae, Streptophyta, Magnoliopsida, Zingiberales, Zingiberaceae. The transcript is spliced from 10 exons. Gene Ontology annotation, biological process: transmembrane transport. The coding region runs from base 503 to 1405 and encodes 300 amino acids.